AUUCCAAAGGGAAACGCCAAAGAAAGAUCCUGUACAAGACCCAGAAUUACCUGAACCUCUACGCUGCUGAUGGUCUCCGGACUCUCUGCAUCGCAAAAAAGGUUAUGACUAAGGAGGAGUAUGCUGUCUGGUUGCGACAUCAUCUGGAGGCAGAGACGGCCAUACAGGGAAGAGAAGAGCUGCUGUUUCAGUCUGCUCUGAGGCUGGAGAUCAACCUGCAUCUAUUAGGAGCAACGGGUAUAGAGGACCGUCUACAAGAUGGUGUCCCAGAGACCAUUGCGUCGCUGCGGAAGGCAGGGCUCCAGAUCUGGGUUCUGACAGGGGACAAACAGGAGACAGCCAUCAACAUCGCCUAUGCUUGCAAGCUGCUGGAACCUGACGACGAGAUCAUCACACUCAACGCUGACUCUCAGGAGGCGAUGGCAGUCCUUCUAGAAGAGAGUCUACACUACAUCCAGGCUAAGUUCCUGUCCUCGGAUCCUUCCAGAUCCUUUCAGAAAGACUACGCUCCCGCCUACUCCUUCCCCCCUCCUCCUCCCUCCUCCUCCUCCCAGACCCAGUCCUUCCUGGUGCACCGGCUGGGUCUGGUGAUUGACGGGCGGACGCUGGCCUACGCGCUGGACAGCAGCCUAGAUGAGAAGUUCCUGGCGUUGGCGAGGAGCUGUCGGUCAGUCCUCUGCUGUCGCUCCACACCGCUGCAGAAGAGUAUGGUGGUUAAACUGGUCCGGAACAAACUGAAGGUCAUGACGCUGGCCAUAGGUGAUGGGGCUAAUGAUGUCAGCAUGAUUCAGGUGGCUGAUGUGGGCGUCGGCAUCUCAGGACAGGAGGGCAUGCAGGCUGUGAUGGCUAGCGACUUUGCCCUACCGCGGUUCCGGAACCUUCAGAAGCUCCUGCUGGUUCAUGGUCACUGGUGUUACUCCAGACUGGCCAACAUGAUACUCUACUUCUUCUACAAGAAUGCUAUGUUCGUAGCUCUGAUCUUCUGGUACCAGUUCUACUGUGGUUUCUCUGGGUCAGCCAUGAUAGACCAGUGGUAUCUGAUCUUCUUCAACCUCAUGUUCUCUGCCUUCCCUCAACUCAUCACCGGAACCCUGGAUAAAGAUGUGUCCUCAGAGACCCUCCAAGAACUGCCUCAGCUCUACAUGAACGGACAGAACUCAGAGGCCUAUGCUGACUCUGAUGUGGACUUGUUGACCUGGGGAACCCCCAUCACCACCUUGGCUCUGUUUACUAUACUGAUACACCUGGGCUUGGAGACCAAGACCUGGACGUGGAUGAACUGGGUGUCCAUCACCUUCAGUGUGGGUCUGUUCUUUAUUGUGGCUCUGUGUUACAACGCCUCAUGUCCAACAUGCUACUCCCCCUCCAACCCUUACUGGACCAUGCAGAGACUGCUGGGGGAACCACUCUUCUACCUGCUCUGUAUCAUCACUCCUGUAGCCGCACUGCUGCCCAGAUACUUCUACAGGGCGUGUCAGAGCUCUCUGUUCCCCACUCCAGUCCAGGUCGGCAGGCAUCUGGACAAACUGCCCAGUGACACCCGUAGAAACAUCCUCAGUCUCAGCCGGGUCCAGGCCGGGUCACUUCUGCAUCUCAGACCAUCCUUCCUGUCUUCACUUUCCUUCACUGGACCCUUGACUAAAGACUGCAGCCACAGGGCCACCUCCACCCAGAACCAGUACAGCUUCACCAGGGGCCCGGCCAAGAAUCCUGAGGGCCGCCUGGACCUGUCCUUACGGGGGGAUGAGGCUGGGAAGGAUCAGGGGAAGAGCUGGGGCUCUGGCAGUCCUGGAGACAGUCAGAGGAGGCUUGAAGAUGAUGAUCAGUACACACUGGCCUCCACAGAGACUGAUACUCUGCCUUAUACCAAAGCCAAAGAAGCUCCUCGGCCUGAUGCAGGGGCUGGGAGUAUGGCUGGGGCUGGGAGUAUUGCUGGGAGUAUGGCUGGGGCUGGGAGUAUGGCUGGAGCAGGGGCUGGGAGUAUGGCUGGAGCAGGGGCUGGAGCAGGGGCUGGGAGUAUGGCUGGAGCAGGGGCUGGGAGUAUGGCUGGAGCAGGGGCUGGAGCAGGGGCUGGGAGUAUGGCUGGAGCAGGGGCUGGAGCAGGGGCUGGGAGUAUGGCUGGAGCAGGGGCUGGAGCAGGGGCUGGGAGUAUGGCUGGAGCAGGGGCUGGAGCAGGGGCUGGGAGUAUGGCUGGUAGUAUGGCUGGAGCCGGGCCUGAUGACCUCCAGACUCCUCUCACCCAGGACAAUGACAGUCAGGACAUUACUCUUCUUGAUCCCUCGGACCUGAGUCUGUCCAGCUUGAUCACCUCCACACCCCUUCUGACCACAACCCGGUCAGAAACCAUCCAACUGACUCUGCCCCCUGCUGGUGGUUCCCAGUCUGCAGCCUACAGACGGAACUAUGAGAACCAUGACACUACUCCACACAGACCACCUGACCACAGGCUCCUCCCUCCUACAGACAGACCGGACCGCCCCCAGGCCACGCCCACCUGUCCUAAAGAAAACUUGUGGCUCCAAACCACCUCUCUAUAA
Salvelinus namaycush (lake trout) is the source of this 2537-nucleotide messenger RNA. Its product is annotated as probable phospholipid-transporting ATPase VA. Gene Ontology annotation, biological process: phospholipid translocation. Gene Ontology annotation, molecular function: ATPase-coupled intramembrane lipid carrier activity; ATP binding; magnesium ion binding. Lineage: Eukaryota; Metazoa; Chordata; Actinopteri; Salmoniformes; Salmonidae. Gene Ontology annotation, cellular component: plasma membrane. The transcript has 10 exons. The record is from RefSeq and is a predicted model, not a curated record. Bases 105 to 2537 code for a protein of 810 amino acids.